Messenger RNA from Lucilia sericata (common green bottle fly), 1056 nucleotides. Its product is annotated as odorant receptor 45a-like. NCBI's taxonomy places the organism in Eukaryota, Metazoa, Arthropoda, Insecta, Diptera, Calliphoridae. The coding region runs from base 1 to 1056 and encodes 351 amino acids. The record is from RefSeq and is a predicted model, not a curated record. Gene Ontology annotation, cellular component: plasma membrane. Gene Ontology annotation, biological process: detection of chemical stimulus involved in sensory perception of smell; sensory perception of smell. Gene Ontology annotation, molecular function: odorant binding; olfactory receptor activity. The transcript is spliced from 5 exons.
AUGACUCUCUGCAUUCCCGUUAUCAUCUAUGUCAGUCAAUAUAUAAACGAUUUGUAUCUAGUAACCGAUGCUUUAUCGCCCAUUUGGCAAGCAAGUUUGUCUUUUCUGAAAAUGAUUUAUUUUAUUUGGAAUAAGAAAAAAAUUGUUAAAUUGGUGCGUAGAAUAUGGCUGUUGAAUGUGAAAGUUACUGAUGGAGAUUUGAAAAUAUUACAUGAGGAAAAUCGUAGAGAUACAACAUUUUCUAUGGUUUACUAUAUAUUAGUUUUUACAACAGGUGUAUUGGCUUUGGUAUCACCCUUUGCUGUAGCAUUGUUCUAUUAUCUAAAGGGACUAGGCUUUCGAGAGAAUUUGGAUCCUCCCGUUAAAACAGCAACUUACUUUCUAGAUACUAAUAGCCAUUUGGGUUAUGCUGUUGCAUAUCUCUGGAAUUUAUUCUGUGUUUAUUUUAUAAUCAAUGGAAAUCUUGCCAUUGAUUCGCUAUACUCUUGGUUCAUGCACAAUGUGGUGGCACAAUUUCGCAUUCUCAAAUUACAUUUUAAAAUCGAUGCCAAUACGGUUCGUCAUCGGGGAGAUGAAGAGGAAUUUCGCCAGCUAAUAGUUCAUCGUAUAAAACAUCAUUGUCGUGUUAUUGAUUUGGCUGAAAAUUUCAAUGAUGUCUUUAAGAUUAUAGUUUUCCUAAAAUUCACCAUUAGUUGUAUACAAAUUGCUUUCCUGGCCUAUCAAUUUGCCCGGGGACGUGAACUGUCUGCGCAGUUAUUUCAUCUAUCCUUUUUGAUAUCGGUUUCAUUGCAGUUGAUAUUGUAUUGUGGUGGCGGACAAAGGAUUAAAGAUGAGAGUACUUCGGUAGCUUUUUACAUUUAUGAUUCUUUCAAAUGGCAUGAUUUGAGUAUAAAAACAAAAAAGCUGUUACUUAUGCCUCUGAUGAGAGCCCAAAAACCUUGUGUUGUGACUGGAGUGUUCUUUGAAGCCGACUUGAGUUUAUUUAUGUGGGUUUUCAAAACUGCUAGCUCCUUCAUAACUAUGCUUUUGACUCUCGAGGAAAAGGGGUCUAACUAA